Molecule: messenger RNA, 146 nt
Organism: Racocetra persica
Lineage: Eukaryota; Fungi; Glomeromycota; Glomeromycetes; Diversisporales; Gigasporaceae
Source: the annotation of a GenBank genome assembly
GUAAUUUUAGUUAUCCCGUAUCAUAUAAUGUGAUAAAUUUUUUUAAUCAUAUCAUGAAUAAGCACUCUUAUGUUAAACUGGAAACUUAUUCACGAUUUAAUAUGGCAUUUAUUGAAAAUGUUGAAGUAGAUGAUGCUGAAAUUUAA